UGGUCACAACCGUCACGAUCCAAUUGCCAGAAAACGUGGUUUGAAUCCCAAGGGAUCAGAAUGUGUAUAUGAUACUGGCGUCGAUUCACGCGCCGAUGACUGAGAUUGGGAAGGAUUUUUCUUUCCUUUUUGUUCGGCCUGAGCCCAUUUGAAGUAAGAACAUAGUGUGUAAUUUAUACUUUGAAUUUUGAGAUCAAAUCGAAAAGAAACAAAAGGAUCGUUCAAACUCCAUUUAUUAUUCUUUUUUUCUUCUUCAUCAUCACAGAGAAUCUAAACCUGAAAACCCUAACCCUAGGAUUUAGUACACUUCUCGAAUAGCUCAAAUUGAUCAAAAAAGAGAGAAAGAAUCAAGAGGAAAGAAGAGAGAGCAAUCAUUAUAUUCAGAGAGAAUUUUGACAGUUUCUGAUCCAUUUUUUUUUCAAAGAUAUUUUUUUUUCCCCUUUUAGGUGUAGCCCAAGCUGUGAACAACCAUCUCAUGUUCGCCAUUGUCAAGAUCCUCGAUGACCCAUUAACCAAAACACCGUCAAGUGCAAAACUUUACCAGACCCGGAACCCCAAUUAGUUGAUUUGAUAGAAAACCCAUAUGCUCAAAAACCGAGCUGAACAGCAAAACCACCGCCUGAGCUAGCAAAAACAACGAAACAGAGCAAAGAAGAACUCUGGCACACCCACACCCAUAUAAUGGGAGCUGAGAAGAAAUGGCUAUUUACCCUCUUCUCUGCCGCUUUCCUAUCUCUCAUUCUCCUUCUGCUGUUUUCAGUCUCUGCCUUCAGCUCCCCAAAACCUUUUCCUUCAAUUGUUAACCAUGGAGCCCACCAACCCCCGGCUUUUGCAUAUUACAUAUGGGGUGGUCGUCGUGACAGGGACCGGAUCUUCAGGCUAUUGCUUGCUGUGUACCACCCGCGCAAUCGAUAUCUGUUGCAUCUGACUAAUGAUGCCUCCGAGGAAGACAGGCAUCGUUUAUCUGCGUCUGUGAAGUCGGUGCCGGCAAUUCGAGCUUUUGGAAAUGUGGAUGUGGUUGGGAAGCCCGAUCGUCUAACAUACAUGGGUUCGACGAAUAUCGCCACGACUUUGCGUGCCGCGGCUAUAUUGUUGAGGCUGGAUAGUGGGUGGGAUUGGUUUAUCACUCUGAGUGCAAUGGAUUACCCGCUUAUCACUCAGGAUGUUUGUCCCAGGAAGACAUGCCUUAUUUUCUGGAUGCAUGACCUUUCCCUAGAUCUCUCUCAUGUAUUCUCCUCCAUUAGAAGAGAUCUAAAUUUCAUUGAUCACACCAGUGACCUUGGAUGGAAAGAAUUUCAGAGGGUGCAGCCUAUUGUAGUUGACCCAGCUAUAUACCUCGCCAGGAGGAGCCAAAUUUUUCAUGCUACAGAAAAGCGGAAAACUCCUGAUGCUUUUAAAGUUUUCACAGGUUCGCCAUGGGUUGUACUAAGCCGACCAUUUCUGGAAUUCUGCAUACUUGGUUGGGAUAACCUACCCCGAACCCUGCUUAUGUAUUUUACAAAUGUACUUUUGUCUCAAGAAGGAUAUUUUCACUCUGUUAUAUGCAAUUCACCAGAGUUUAAGAACACGACAGUAAACAGCGAUUUGAGAUAUAUGAUAUGGGACAGUCCCCCAGGAAUGGAGCCUCACUUCUUAAACACUUCUGAUUUUGAUCAAAUGGCCCAAAGUGGAGCUGCAUUUGCAAGACAAUUCAAGAAUGAUGAUCCUGUCCUGAACAUGGUUGAUGAAAAGAUCCUCAAGCGUGGGCAUAAUCGACCUGUUCCAGGUGCAUGGUGCUCUGGCGGGAAAAGCUGGUUCAUGGAUCCUUGCUCACAAUGGGGUGAUGUCAAUAUCAUGAAGGCUGGACCUCAAGCAAAGAAGUUUGAAGAGUCCAUUACUAACCUCCUUGAUGACUGGAAUUCACAGUCAAAUCAGUGCAAAUGAAGAUGCUUGACUUCAAGUUAGAACUUCUGAGACUAGGUGCUGUCUUUGCAUCGGACUCGUAGAUUGGUUUGCGAGACUGCCAUCAGUUUAGAUUACAUUUUUUGGCUCGUAAAGCGUAGAUUUUGAGAGUUGCUCUAGCCACAGGUACUUGAACGAGUGUGUAUAACAGGGCAGAGUGGCAGAGGGAAUGGAAGUGAAUUCACUUUGAUUUUGGGCUAUAUUUAGCAAGGGGGGCAAAUAUUCAAUGUAGAGCCACGAAAAGCCUUUGACUCAAUAGAGGGGCUUUCUCGUCGUCUUGCCCAUUUGCAUGCUCUUGUAGUUUCUACGUGUUUUGGGAUUAGGGUCCAUCGGUGUUGAAUAUUUGAUUAGUAUAACUUCAUUCUUUCGGUUCUGAUC
Messenger RNA from Ziziphus jujuba (common jujube), 2319 nucleotides. Its product is annotated as beta-glucuronosyltransferase GlcAT14A. NCBI's taxonomy places the organism in Eukaryota, Viridiplantae, Streptophyta, Magnoliopsida, Rosales, Rhamnaceae. The record is from RefSeq and is a predicted model, not a curated record. The transcript has 5 exons. Bases 682 to 1923 code for a protein of 413 amino acids. Gene Ontology annotation, cellular component: membrane. Gene Ontology annotation, molecular function: glucuronosyltransferase activity.